Molecule: messenger RNA, 1797 nt
Organism: Limanda limanda (common dab)
Lineage: Eukaryota; Metazoa; Chordata; Actinopteri; Pleuronectiformes; Pleuronectidae
Gene: mettl18
Product: methyltransferase 18, RPL3 N3-histidine
Exons: 2
Coding region: 86-1159 (357 amino acids)
Biological process (GO): peptidyl-histidine methylation, to form tele-methylhistidine
Molecular function (GO): protein-L-histidine N-tele-methyltransferase activity
Source: RefSeq, a predicted model, not a curated record
UUCCCUCGCACGGUGGUGUGCUCGCCAUGUGGACACUGAAGUAAACAGCUACAGCCUGAAGAUCCUCGUGUUAGGUUUUGUCAUCAUGUCAUUUUGUUUUAACUUCGACGUCCCGACACAAAGUGUGAACUCGGACCUGGCGCCUGGACCCGAAUCACAAAACAGCAAGAACGUCAACGCUGCUCCAACUAACCAGGACAAUACUAAACCAGCAGAGCCAGUAAAAGAGGCCAAAGAGCACCAUCUACCAUCUGACCCUCAGUUCCUCCUCGUGGACGCUGUCCCUGAAACAGUCACUAUCGGAAGUCUUCCUCCCCUCCACUUCCUCAACGAGACGGUUUUCGAGAAGACGGCCUCGGAGCGAGAGGAUGAUGAGAAUAUCCUCUCUCGCACAUUGGAGCAGAGGUCUGAUCUCAUCUCCGGUGUGUACGAGGGAGGGCUGAAGGUGUGGGAGUGCACUUAUGACCUUCUGGAGCUCAUGGAGAGAGACGGAGAGACAUUUGGGAAGAAGGCAGUGUUAGAUCUGGGCUGUGGAGCCGGGCUGUUGGGGAUACUAGCUCUGAAGAGAGGAGCCAGUCACAUCCACUUUCAGGAUUAUAACAGCACAGUUAUUGAACAGCUGACCGUGCCUAAUGUAAUUCUAAACUGCCAGGAGGAUGAUGACAUAGACAGUGAAGAUGACAAAGAAGGGAGGGGCAACGGAAAGUUACAAGAGGAAGAAAGUUGUGGAAAGACAUUGAAAGAGAAAGAAGCGUUGACAGACGGCAGCACGCCCCCAAAGAAACAAGCCAUAGACCUUUCCCAGCACCCGCUUUUAUCCAAGUGUCGUUUUUUCUCUGGUGACUGGAGUACGUUUCUCGAUUUGGUUCUUAAGGCGAGCUCACAACCCAAAUAUGAUAUUAUAUUCACGUCAGAGACAAUCUACAACGCCGCUUACUACCCCACCCUCCACGAGACCCUCCACAAACUGCUGGCACCAGAUGGACUCGUCUACCUCGCCACCAAGUCCCACUACUUUGGUGUAGGCGGCGGACUCCACCUGUUUGAGACAUUUGUGGAGCAGAGGGGGACUUUCUCGGUGGAUCACCUGUGGGAGGGGGAGGAAGGACUUCAGAGACACGUAGUAGUCCUACGUUUUAAAAAAACAAACGCUAUUUGAAUAAGUAGUUAGAGAACCUUAUGGUCUGUUAACCCAUUGAAACUAAAGCAUUGUUUGAAAUCCAACACCUGAAGGCGGAGGAGCUGACAGGAUUUGAAAAUGUCUACGAAAACCUAUUUAUCAGGCUCUGAAGCAGAUAGAGACAUGAAGUAAAAAACAUUUGACAGCUUAAACAUUUGGCUUUCAUUGCAAACCAUUGUUCUUUCCCUAAACCUUGUGAACAUGUUUUGAAAAACCAAUAAAGCAGCCAAACUCGCCGAGGUAGCCCCUUUUGUUCGUCCUCCUCCUCAUACAUGUCUCUUAUUGACUGAGCCCUGGUCAGUGGAUCACAAGUUAGGUCUGCUUUAAUAUUUGUCUGCCGGCUCAGAGCGCAAACAAACUUCAUUAAGGUAUUUCGACCCUCCCAUGAGUCUUUCACCAGGCACAUGUCUCACAUAAUGGCGUUGUGGAUGAGACGCAUGCAAGAGAGACGUAUCCAAAUGGUCUUAAAAGUAUGUACACGUAUAUAUUGCAUUUGGUCUAAAUGGGUUAAUGGAUUUAUUGCUGCAGUUUAAUAAGAGCUUAAUAAAACAGUCAGCAUUGUUUUCCUGUCCUCAAUUGAAUGCUUGUAUGUUUUAUGUUACAGCAACAUUGUCAGA